CGUAACUAUAAUUACAACUACAGGAUCAUGUUUAUUUCCCCAGGAAGCCUUCUGGUCUCGUCUGCCCACUUCGGCUCCUAUGUGCUGGGGACUGACAUCGACUCUCACAUCAUACACGGAUGGGGGCGUUCCACGAGACACAACAAGAAAUGGCGGGGUGAAGACGAGAAUAUCCGUGCCAACCUGCGCCAGUACGGACUGGAACACCUGUAUCUGGACGUGCUGGUAUCGGAUGCAGCUCGGAGCGUAUGGAGACCGUGCCAGCUGUUCGACGCUAUCAUCACGGAUCCUCCAUACGGCAUCAGGGAGGCCAGCCAGAGACUCGGGACCAAAGACAACAACUUUGUCAGAGAAGACGAUUGUGAGGUGCAGAGCCCGACAAAGACAGCGUACACCCUGUCCGACCUUCUCACUGAUCUACUGAACUAUGCAGCAAAACAUCUGGUGGUCAGAGGGAGACUUGUGUACUGGCUUCCUGUCUACAGACCUGACUACACAGAAAAGAUCCUGCCCAGACACCCCUGCCUGAGACUAGUCUCCAACUGUGAACAGGUCCUGUCCACUGACAUCAGCAGGAGACUCAUCUGUAUGGAGAAGGUUAGAGACUUCCAGGAGUCAGACUCUGCAGAGAUUGUGGUGAACCCCUACAGAGAGCACAACGCCAUCAGAGACAAGUACCUUCUGCUGGCCAAGGAGAAAAAACUGAAACAACGGACAAAAAAAGACGCACAAACCAAGAAGACAUCUUCAAAUUCACCAACACAGGAAAGCUAGGGGUGUUUUAGAAUUUUACAAAAUGUUU
Branchiostoma floridae (Florida lancelet) is the source of this 802-nucleotide messenger RNA. Its product is annotated as tRNA (guanine(10)-N2)-methyltransferase homolog. Gene Ontology annotation, molecular function: nucleic acid binding. The record is from RefSeq and is a predicted model, not a curated record. Gene Ontology annotation, biological process: methylation. Gene Ontology annotation, cellular component: cytoplasm. The transcript is spliced from 6 exons. Bases 28 to 774 code for a protein of 248 amino acids. Lineage: Eukaryota; Metazoa; Chordata; Leptocardii; Amphioxiformes; Branchiostomatidae.